This is a messenger RNA of Alligator sinensis (Chinese alligator), 2060 nucleotides long. RefSeq names its product family with sequence similarity 217 member B (gene FAM217B). Bases 184 to 1668 code for a protein of 494 amino acids. The transcript is spliced from 5 exons. The record is from RefSeq and is a predicted model, not a curated record. NCBI's taxonomy places the organism in Eukaryota, Metazoa, Chordata, Crocodylia, Alligatoridae.
UGGCCCACAAUGCUUUGCAGCAUUAAUGGCCAACCUAUUCCCCAGGGAGGGGGAGCAUUGCUGCCGGUGCUGCUCUGCUCUCCAUUCAGUACCUCUGGUGAUGACAGCUCAACAAGGAUCAGCAAUAAUUACGUAAGAUGAUGCAAAAAUAAAAGGUGCAAAUACUCUUUAAAGGGAGUAAUAAUGGGACCGGGAAUUCAAGAUUACUCCUUAUUACUGCACAGAGGGACACAGAAAAAGGAGAACCAAACCCAUGAACCCCACAAAGGAAUGGUAAUUUCCAAUGGUGGAAAGGGCCAUGCAAGUACCAAAGGACUAAAGAAACAAAUCCCCCAUGUGAAACCUUUUCCCAGCAGACUAGGAAAGACUGUUUCAAAUGGCACCGAAAAGGGUUCCCAUCACACCCAGGGUGAUGAUCAACCACAUUUUCUUUGCAAGGAAAGAAAUAGGCUAGAUGAGGAUCAUCAGAAAAACAGAGCGAUGGGUGCUGGUGCAUUGCUGUACAGAGUACAGGGGCUGAGGAAGAACCUCCCAGAAAAAAAGGAGAAGGAGUCUGUGCUUCAGAGGAUCCCUUCCAGCUUGAAGUGCAGUUCACAGGGUGGUGGCAACAGGGCAGAAGAUGCACUGAUGCAAAGUUUUUAUAGCAAUAAAAGAAGACAGUGCAAAAGCAAUCUUGAAGAGUGCAUUGCUGAAGCUCUUCCCUGCACUUCUAAAUAUCCAGGGGCUUCUGUGAAUGAGAUGUUUCUUGAUUUUGAAGCAGUGCAAAUCAUUAAAGAGGAUGCCGAUGAGGACAGCGCCAGUGACCUUUCUGACUCAGAAAGAAUUCCCAUUCCCCCAUCUCCGUGCACGCCACCAGCACUCAACCUCCGAGCUGAAGAAAUCGACCCCGUCUGCUUGGAACACCACUCUGAAGCAGAGUUUAAAGAAUCCAAGUAUUAUUACCCGGAUUUCCUCCCACACCCUUUCAACUCUUGGGACCUGAAGCAGUUGGCAGUGUUUGUGAAUACAGAGGGGAAAUCCGAAUCUCCACCCUGCCCAGCAGGAUUUCUGGAGAAAUACAUUGAUCGGCUUUUGCAGCUGGAGUGGCUGCAGAUGCAAACCGUGCAGAACGAGAAAGGAAAGGCGGCCAAAGCUAGGCCUCACACUGCUCCUGCUAUCGCUCGGGCCCUAAAAAGCCCUGCUAAAGGCAAAGCUGUGCAUAGCCCUUUGCCUAACAAGCAGCUAACUCCCCAAGAAAAUGUUGCAAAGCUCCACACCACUCAUUCAGGUCCCAGGAGAGAUUUACACUGUGAAGAAAACAGCCAGUUAGAUGCAUAUCCGAAUCACUUGAAAGUUGCGGAGGUGCUGGGUGGCUCAUUGCCUUUUCAGAGGCAAACCUGUGAAAUGAGGAGCGAGGCAAAAAAGAGGCCAACCACCAAGCAACAACUUCUUAAUAUGAAGCCUUGUGAGAGCAGCUCUAAGAUUCAGGGCAUUGGUAACAUUAGACCCCCCAAGCAACCUUCCGCCUUCCCUAGUUCAGCGGCCCCUACCAAGGGCCUAAAAACAUACUCGUGUACAAAUCCGAAGAAGAAUGGUCACGCGAAUAAUUACGUUCCUUCCAAAAAAACAACAGGGGAAAGAAAGCUAAAAACAAAUGGCACAAAGCAAGCAUCGUAUAUAUUUAAAUAAUGACGAACAGUUGAUUAGUGAAUUAGCACUGCUGUGCUGAUGGCUGGACAGUCGUGUUCUCCUCCGGAGGGGAAUGGUUUUUUUUCAUAGAAAAAUCUUGAGGAAACUUGUUCUUACUCCAUGCUUCUGAAGUCAAUAUUGCACAUUAAAUAUAUUUGAUCUUAAACCAGCAGGGCCAACAGGGAUUUUUCCUCCCUGAAGGCAAGUGUCUUCCAUUGGUUCCUUCUUCAAAGGAUUCACAGUUGCUAACUUAGGAUGACUCUAGCUAAGGAAAAAGUUUAGUAAAAAAAGUCUGGUUUCUCCUCCCAGUUGCACCACUGUAACUUCAUCAACUGCUGUGGAGUUGCUCCCACUUAUGCGGAUGUGUGCAAGAAGAGAAUUGGACCCGUAUU